Messenger RNA from Rhizophagus irregularis DAOM 181602=DAOM 197198, 927 nucleotides. RefSeq lists its product as uncharacterized. The record is from RefSeq and is a predicted model, not a curated record. NCBI's taxonomy places the organism in Eukaryota, Fungi, Glomeromycota, Glomeromycetes, Glomerales, Glomeraceae.
AUAUAUAUAUAUAUAUAUACAUCACAUAUAUAUAUAUUAAAUAUAUAUAUAUAUAUUAUUUAUUUAUAAAAUUUAUUAAAAAUGGAUCAUAACAAACUUUAUAAUAAGUUCGUUAAGGAAAUUGAAAAAUUGAUUCAAUUAAAAAAUGUUCAUAUAACAACAAAUAAUAACAUUUUUUCCGUAUCAUUAAAUAUGGAAGACGAUGUGGAUCGAAAGGCUGUUGUUAAUGGGAUCGUUCAAGCUAUUCAAAGUAAAACUGAAAAAAAUUUAUACGUUAAAUUUGAAAAUUUAUUCCGUUUUUAUAAUGUUAUGAAUCAAUAUAAAAUAAAAUUCAAUCAAGAAAAUGGAAAAAAAGUUAAACAAAAAUUAAUGAAUGAUAUUAAUUUAAAAGGAAAUUAUAAGGUUAUAAGAAAAACCAUUAGAAUUUAUCACUUUUUUAAUUGUCAAAAAUUAUGUGGAAUCGAUGAUGCUUAUAAAUAUUGUCAGAUUUCACCUCGUGAAUUUGAUAUAUUAAGUGAUGAAAAAUGGACUACUUUGGCUGCUAAAUAUGAUUUUAAGGAGGAUUAUGAUAAGGAUUAUUUAUAUUGGCAAGUAAGAAAUAGGAAAAGGAAAGAAAAAGAAGAAAGUGAAGUAAGUGAAGAAAGUGAUAAAACUAUAUCAGAUUUAGAUGAAUAAUUAAAGUUAUAAUAUGAUAUUUAGAUUAUAAUAUAUGAUAUAUAUAUACAAUAGUAUAUAUGAUUGAUAUACAGAAUAUACGGAUAGUACAGAUAUAGUACACAUUAAGUUUUUUUUAAGUUUGAUAUGUAUUACGGGAUUAUAAUUAGAUAAAGAUUUUUAAAUUACGAUUUUUUUUUUUUAUGUAAUAUUUAAGCUUUGAUGUAACUUUUUUUUAUGAAAUCAAUAAAAAAAAAAAACGCAAUUGACGCG